Messenger RNA from Chinchilla lanigera (long-tailed chinchilla), 3349 nucleotides. RefSeq names its product spindle and centriole associated protein 1 (gene Spice1). Gene Ontology annotation, cellular component: centrosome; spindle; centriole. Gene Ontology annotation, biological process: mitotic spindle assembly; regulation of centriole replication; metaphase chromosome alignment. NCBI's taxonomy places the organism in Eukaryota, Metazoa, Chordata, Mammalia, Rodentia, Chinchillidae. The record is from RefSeq and is a predicted model, not a curated record. The transcript has 18 exons. Bases 118 to 2697 code for a protein of 859 amino acids.
GGAAGCUGUGGACUGAGUUAGCCUGUGGCGGGCUUCGCAGUUCUGGACCCUGAAAUUUCAGUCCCAGUGGAGGCAGCAGCCGGAAGUCCCCCAGGCAGGUUGAGAUACGCAGCAGAGAUGUCGUUGGUCAGAGUGAACCGUUACAGUCCCCGAGGAGGUGGAAAAAAAGCACUGAAAGUAAAGAAGAAGAAAACUGCAGUGAAGCAAGAAUGGGAUAGUACUGUGAAUGAUCUGACAAUUCAUCGGGCCACUCCUGAGGACCUGGUACGGCGUCAUGAAAUACACAAAUCGAAGAACAGAGCAUUAGUACACUGGGAACUCCAAGAAAAAGCUCUGAGAAGAAAAUGCAGGAAGCAGAAACCAGAAACUUGGAAUCUAGAGAAAACUAGAUUGUCCAUCAUGAAGGAGAUUCUUUCUGAUCAAUACCAGAUGCGGGAUGUCUUGGAGAAAUCCGAUCAUUUGAUGGCCGCAGCCAAAAAUCUAUUUGGUGAUGCUCCGUGCAGGCGCACAGGGUUUCCAAAUGUAACAAUGGCUCCUGAUUCGUCUCACGGUCCCAUCGGGGUGAACCAAGACCCUAUUGCCCGGUCCAUCCUUAAUGAGUCUGUCCUGGAGCCUCAGGCUCUUAAUGAAGUGGAUGACGAAGGAGAAGAAGGAACUGUUAAUAGCCAGUCUGAAGAAAGUGAAAACGAAUUGGGUGACUCCGUAAACCCUCAGUCUAACAUGAACACAGAAAGGUUUCUCCAACAACUAAAGGAAGAUAAUUCUGAGUUAAUUAAUAAGCUGUGGACUGAUAUUCAGCAGAAGCUAGCAACACAGUCAGAAACAACAACCCCUCCUGGAACUCCGUCUUCCGCUCUUCCAUCCGAGGAACAGAGAGCUGCUCUGAAUGCUACUGAUGCCGUCAAGAGAAUCCAAAGCAGGCUUCAGCCUGAAGAAUCUCCUGGAACUCUAGACUCAAGCUAUAUUGUGCGACAAGUGCUGAACUCACGGAAGCAAAAACAGCUCUUAAAUAAAGUGAAAAGAAAACCAGACUUGCACGCUCCUUCCAAGCCGAAGAAAAACAUGCUCUCGGUGAGCACAGGCUCUGCAGACUUGCAAAGCAGCAAUAACUCCAGCCUGGAUGUCCUCAAACACAUGAUCCAUGAGGUGGAACAGGAAAUGGCGGAAUACGAGCAGUGCACAGGGCGCGAGGUCACGGGCCUGCAGGGGGGUCAGGGUCUCACGGGCUUCACGUUGUCCUUGGUGAGCUCUCUCUGUCGCCUGGUUCGGUACCUGAAAGAGAGUGAAGUUCAGCUGCAUAAAGAAGUAGAGACAAGGCAACAACUGCAACAAAUAUUAGGUGACCACCGCGAGCUCAUUGAUGCUCUGACAGCUGAAAUUCUUCUUCUUAGAGAAGAAAAUAGUACCAUACAGGCCAGGCUUCAGCAGUACAUGGUCACAACAGAUGAGCAACUUAUAUCACUCUCACAUGCCAUUAAGAACUGUCCUGUGAUAAAUAACUCUAGGCAGGAAACUCAGGCUUCAGCUUCAGAAAGGGAAGCCACAGAUAGAAGAGUUGGGGACAGUCCAGAGGCUCCUGUUGGAAGUUCCAAUGUGCCCAUGCCAUUGAGGUUCAGAGGGGAAGAAGUGGUUGAUUUCCUACAGGAAGAGUUGCCUGUUAAACUGUCUCAGAUGCCAAACCGCCCUGACAGUACACAUCUGGCCAGCAGUUUUCCAGCACAUGUCUUCGAGCCAGCUGUGUUGUUAACACCACCCAGGCAGAAGAGCAGUGCGGAACUCCCUCCUCUGCAGGAUGUAUUGAGGAGGACUGUUCAAACUCGUCCUGCUCCACCAGUUCUUCCCACUGUGGAAAUAAUGGAGAAGGAACAAAAUUGGGAAAAGAAGACCAUACCUGUUGAUACAGAUAUUCACAAUUCAAGUGAGGAGAAUCGACUCUUCACUCAGAGGUGGAGAGUCUCUCACAUGGGAGAAGAUCCGGACAAUAAAACCCAGACACCUUUUGUUAACCUCUCACAGCCCCUCUGCAAUUCCCUUCCCAAUGUUCAACAGUUGAGAAACCCUGCAUUCUCAGAAGAGCUCCUGCCGCUGGGAGAUGGCCAACAGCUUAGAACAGCGGAGGCAUCGAUACAAAGAAAGGACAUAAUGGCACGGAUUGCCGAGUUGACGCUGCAGAAUUCAGCUAAGACCCAUCUCAGUAAUACUAAUGGGUCAGGAGCAGAACUAGGGGACGGACUGAACAAACAGGAAAGUGCUAAUGCCACGACUGCUACUUUUCCAGUCGCACAGUCUGUAACCCCAAGCAGCAUGGAGGAGCGGAUUGCAGAGUUGAAUCGACAGAGUAUGGAGGCCCGUGGAAAACUAUUACAGUUGCUAGAGCAACAGAAACUUGUUGGCUUGAAUCUUUCCUCUCCACCAGUGUCGCCUGUUCAGUCGCCUCUCAGAGCAUGGACUGAAGGUGGAAAGAGGACCAUUGACGUAUGUGUACCAGGAGCAGAAGCCCCAGAAAGCUCCAAAGGCAAUACUGUCUCUCCUGUCAGCGGGACAAAUACAAGAAGAUCUUCAGGGGCUACUAGUAAUUCUUGUUCUCCCUUAAAUGCCACCUCAGGAAGCGGACGACUCACACCUAUUAAUCCGAGAACAAAGAUUGAAAAACAAAAUGAAGAAGGCUGGUUUGCUCUUUCUACCCACAUGUCAUGAGUGAAGUUGAAGUCCCCUCUUACAGAGCUUGUUCUGGGUACCUUAUCGCUGACUGUCCACUCCCCUUUUCCUGCUCCUGCUGUCCAGUUUUUACCCCUUCUUCAGAUAAAACCUGCAAAGAUCCUGUGAAUUAAUGCUAAUGGAACAGAAAAAAAGAAUUAUUUUAUUUUUUACCUUUUCAAGUAAGUUUUCAACAACCCAUCAGCCUUAUAAUUCCUUAUGAAUAAAAUUUGGCUGCAGGGAAAUGAACGUUUUAUAUAAUAAUAAUUUCUAAAAUAUUUUUAAAGUAAUACAAUUUUACCUUCAUCUUUAUUUAGGUUUUUUGUUGUUGUUUAGUGCAUCUUAAAUGUUGAUCUGUUUCUUUUUUUUUUCCUGAAAGACUGAAUUGUUUUGUAUAUGCUUGCAAUACAAUGCCCCUGUGUGAUUAGUCUGGUUUUCAGGAAAAUAUAACACCUUUGGUUUCUUUGGUGGUGGGAAAUUACUGCUGCCAAGUAGAAUGUACAGCUUGAAAACUUCGGUGUGUAAAUGUUUAUAUUUGCUUAAGGACUUAAGAAUGAUUGUGUAAAUUCUGAGAAUCUUGAUUUAGUUUUUAAAUGUGAAAAUAUCAAGAAUGAUAAUGUACAUCAAAUAAAUAAUGAUCACAGAACUCAAA